Messenger RNA from Propithecus coquereli (Coquerel's sifaka), 1465 nucleotides. RefSeq names its product serine/threonine-protein phosphatase 6 regulatory ankyrin repeat subunit B. Gene Ontology annotation, cellular component: cytoplasm; nucleus. The transcript has 10 exons. The coding region runs from base 188 to 1291 and encodes 367 amino acids. NCBI's taxonomy places the organism in Eukaryota, Metazoa, Chordata, Mammalia, Primates, Indriidae. The record is from RefSeq and is a predicted model, not a curated record. Gene Ontology annotation, molecular function: protein binding.
CCCACGAGCCAGUGUCAGCCUCUCGACGGGAGGAGGCGGCGGCGGAGGAGGAGCAGGGGGAGGGCUGUCAAAUUCGGGAGCCAGAUUUUUUCCCCUUCCCUUGGCAAUCCCUUCCGCUUCCCUGGCUCCCGCUGUGACAUCUGCGGACGGGGGACCUGUAUGUGUGUGCGCGCGAAGCAGCGGAAGAAUGGCAGUGCUCAAACUCACCGACCAGCCACCACUGGUCCAAGCAAUCUUCAGCGGUGAUCCAGAGGAGAUACGGAUGCUCAUCCACAAGACCGAAGAUGUGAAUGCCCUGGAUUCUGAGAAACGAACUCCCCUUCAUGUGGCCGCGUUUCUGGGAGAUGCAGAGAUCAUUGAACUCCUGAUUCUGUCAGGAGCUCGUGUCAAUGCCAAGGACAACAUGUGGCUGACCCCACUGCACCGGGCUGUUGCUUCCAGAAGUGAAGAAGCAGUACAAGUAUUGAUUAAGCACUCGGCUGAUGUCAAUGCAAGGGACAAGAACUGGCAGACCCCGCUGCAUGUGGCAGCAGCCAACAAGGCUGUCAAAUGUGCGGAAGUGAUCAUUCCCCUGCUGAGCAGCGUCAACGUCUCCGACCGAGGGGGACGCACAGCCUUGCACCACGCAGCUCUGAAUGGCCAUGUGGAGAUGGUCAAUUUACUCUUGGCCAAAGGGGCAAACAUCAAUGCCUUUGACAAGAAGGAUCGGCGUGCUCUGCACUGGGCAGCUUAUAUGGGCCACCUGGAUGUUGUGGCAUUGCUUAUUAACCACGGUGCGGAAGUGACCUGUAAGGAUAAGAAGGGUUACACCCCUCUCCAUGCCGCAGCCUCCAAUGGACAGAUCAAUGUUGUCAAACAUCUCCUGAAUCUCGGGGUGGAGAUCGAUGAAAUCAAUGUCUAUGGAAAUACGGCACUUCACAUCGCCUGCUACAACGGACAGGAUGCUGUAGUUAACGAGCUGAUUGACUACGGUGCUAACGUGAACCAGCCCAACAACAACGGGUUCACCCCUCUGCAUUUUGCUGCUGCCUCCACUCAUGGUGCUUUGUGUCUUGAAUUGUUAGUAAACAACGGGGCAGAUGUGAACAUUCAGAGUAAAGAUGGCAAAAGUCCACUGCACAUGACAGCUGUCCAUGGACGAUUCACACGGUCACAGACCCUCAUUCAGAAUGGAGGCGAAAUUGACUGUGUGGAUAAGGAUGGCAACACUCCUCUCCAUGUGGCUGCAAGAUACGGUCAUGAGCUUUUGAUUAACACCUUAAUAACCAGCGGAGCUGACACAGCCAAGUAGGUUACUGCAGAAAUACGGUAGAAUAAUUGGCACUUGUGGGAAUACUGCCAAAGGGAUUCUGCCACGCAGCAGAUAGUUCCCAUUUAUCCAGAUUAGGGUGGGUCUGUUCCAUUAUACCAAACACAAAUUAAAUUUGAAAUAAAUUAAGUGACUUUUAAUGAUGGACAUAGGGAA